AUGGUGAAGUUGUGCGAGAACUUGAUGAAAAUAUUAUCGACAAACUUGGGAUUACAAGAGGAUAGACUUCAAAAUGCGUUUGGUGGUCAAGAUGAAGCAGGAGGGUGUUUGAGGACGUCGGACGAGCAUGUCGCCGGUCUUCAGGUUCGUGGAUCUGACGAUGCUUGGAUCACAGUCGAACCAACUCCCCAUGCUCUUAUCGUUAACAUUGGUGACCAAAUUCAAAUGCUAAACAAUUCAGUAUACAAAAGCAUAGAGCACAAAGUGAACGUGAACGCUGCAAACGAGAGGUUGUCAUUGGCAUUUUUCUACAACCCAAAGGGUAAUGUUCCGAUCGAGCCACUGAAGGAACUAGUGACGGUGGAUACACCAGCUCUCUACACUUCCACGACCUACGAUAAAUACCGUCAAUUUAUUCGUACGCAGGGUCCACGUAGCAAAUCUCAUACCGACGAACUUAGAUCCCCUUGA
Messenger RNA from Eruca vesicaria subsp. sativa (arugula), 471 nucleotides. Lineage: Eukaryota; Viridiplantae; Streptophyta; Magnoliopsida; Brassicales; Brassicaceae. The record is from the annotation of a GenBank genome assembly.